AUGGACACGAAGCAUUGCAUCUCAAUCACACUGGCUGUUCUCCUGGCGUUCUGCUCCUCUCGAGCUGCGUGCCGAAUCGUGUACGAGAAAUCCGCCGCUAACAGCACCGUUAUUGGCGAAGCAGCGGCCAAAUUCGCGAGGAUCAGAAAUGCCAAAGCCGAGCUGACGAUAAACGGGUUCCAGAAGGGCGAGUCAGGUGGCGGGCCGUCAGAGUGCGACGGCAAGUUCCACCCGGACGACACGCCGGUAGUGGCGCUGUCGACCCCGUGGUACGCUGACGGGCAGCGGUGUUUCCGGUCCAUCACCAUUCGAGGGCCCAAUGGGAAUUCGGCGACAGCACGCGUGGUGGAUGAAUGCGACGUCGCGCACGCCCACUGCAAGCCCAAUAUCGUCGACGCCUCCAAAGCCGUGUGGGAAGCCCUGAAGGUGCCGCGCAACCAGUGGGGCCUAAUGGCGGUCACGUGGUCAGACGAUUGA
Molecule: messenger RNA, 477 nt
Organism: Linum tenue
Lineage: Eukaryota; Viridiplantae; Streptophyta; Magnoliopsida; Malpighiales; Linaceae
Source: the annotation of a GenBank genome assembly